GUUAGUCAUGUGCUGAGCUCAUUUACACUAAAAUAUGCUUAUUUUUAUGUUUUUUUUAUGUUUUCCCUGCAUCAUAUGAGGUCAUGUUCCUGUAGGAAAUUAAGUGGCUUGAUAUGUCUCUGCAGUCAGCAGUUAUUUGGUGAAACUCAAGUUUCAUAUCAGAACACAUUAGACAAAAGAUGAAGAACCACUUCAAUGUUAGCGCCCUCACCAGCCUGAGCGCCCCAGCGAUUGUGGGAAAUGCUUGCGGAAUCGACUUCAGUCAAGACGGCAUCUUCCUUCCCGUCUUGUAUGGAAUCUUCUUCAUCAUCGGCACCCCUUUAAACCUGUUGGCGCUCUUUGGGCUCUACAGACUCAUCCAGUCGGAGAAUGUCCUGCCCGUGUACGUCAUCAAUCUUCUGAUCGCAGAUCUAAUUCAACUUCUGACUUUGCCUUUGUGGAUAGACUACUAUGCAAACGGACACUACUGGCGCUUCGGACCCCGGAGCUGUCAGUUCAUGGGUUUGUUUUUUUACAUUAGCAUUUACGCGGGCAUCUUCUUCAUGUGUAUCAUCGCUCUAGAACGUCACUUGGCCAUUGCCAGACCUCUCAGUUUCAAGCAUCUCCGUAACUUGAAGUUUGCUCGCUGGAUAGCACUCGGCAUUUGGAUUCUAAUUGCGGUGCCACCUGCCAUUGCGUUCGACAAGCUCUUUCCCAAGCAGGGAAAUUAUACUCUUUGUAUCGAGAAGUAUCCCUCAGAGGGCAGUUUUAUCACCUACAGGCUGAUUACUCUGCUUGUGUCCUUCAUCAUACCCCUGAGCUUCAUUGUUGGUCUCCACAGAGAGACCGUCCGCUCGCUGAUGGCAAUCAACUCGCUUUUAUCCGAAGAGAAGAAGAGUAUCAGGGGUCUGCUCACCCUUCUGGUGGCCGUAUUUGUCACGGUGCUGGGGCCCUAUCAUUUCAUUGGCUGUGUGAAGUACGUGGGACUGCUGAUACACAGCAGUCCGUGCGUUUGGGAGAAGGCAGUGUUUGUGCCCUAUCAGUUAGGACGAGGCUUUCUGAGCCUUAACAGCUUGCUGGAUCCUGUGUUUUACAUCUUUCUCCGCAGAGACUUUCGUGCUGCCGCUGGGAAGUACUUGCCCUGCCUGAGGGGAGUGAGGAACAGAUCGUAUCGGACAGAGAAAGCGACAAGCUCCACUCUAGACUGUGAUUGAAGAUUUCCCCGUGGUUAAGUAUUUGAAAUACACUUUGGACAAAGAGCUAAGAAAUUAUGCCAAACUAAUACAAAAAACGUAAUUAGAUCUAUGGUGGCGCCAUCAUCUAAGAAAGAUGUUUUAGCAUCGUUCAUUUUUAAUCA
Sinocyclocheilus anshuiensis is the source of this 1336-nucleotide messenger RNA. RefSeq names its product G-protein coupled receptor 4-like. The record is from RefSeq and is a predicted model, not a curated record. Lineage: Eukaryota; Metazoa; Chordata; Actinopteri; Cypriniformes; Cyprinidae. Gene Ontology annotation, cellular component: membrane. Bases 180 to 1193 code for a protein of 337 amino acids. The transcript is spliced from 2 exons. Gene Ontology annotation, molecular function: G protein-coupled receptor activity. Gene Ontology annotation, biological process: G protein-coupled receptor signaling pathway.